Molecule: messenger RNA, 1374 nt
Organism: Epithele typhae
Lineage: Eukaryota; Fungi; Basidiomycota; Agaricomycetes; Polyporales; Epitheliaceae
Exons: 4
Biological process (GO): positive regulation of DNA-templated transcription
Cellular component (GO): Set1C/COMPASS complex
Source: RefSeq, a predicted model, not a curated record
CCGAUACCGCGACAGAAGGCGAAACCGACCAAAGAGACGGAUGAGGCUGCUGGCUCUUCAGGGCGCCUCACCCCCUCGGGUGCUGCUCAUGUGGCCAAGAGCAAGAAAAGCACGGCUGGGGCUACUGCCACGAAGCGAGCCGUUCCUACGGCGGUUGGAGCCGCUCGAUCACGCUCUACGUCUGAAAUGCCCGUGGAACCUGCCCCGGCCCCCAAGCCCAAACCUCAGCCGGAGGAAGAUGAGGAGCUUGAGACGGAAGAGGGGGACGAUAAGCUUUACUGCAUCUGCAAAACGAGCUACGACGAGGACCGUGUUAUGAUUGCUUGCGAUAGAUGCGACGAGUGGUAUCACACCCAAUGUCUAGGCAUCAAUGACUUGGAGGUUGACCUCAUCGACCAAUUCGUUUGUCCGCCUUGCAUUGAAGCGAACCCCGAUGUCAACCUAAAAACCACCUACAAGCAGCGCUGCAUGGCUGGUCUCAAGCACCCACACCCCUCCUCCUCUUCCGCAUGCCACAAGCCGUCCCGUGGGGCCUUCUCCAAGUUCUGCUCUGACGAAUGCGGAAUCGCUCACAUGCAGCAGCGGAUCGAAGGGUGGGGUGGCGACCAAGCCGUCCUCUGGGCCAGCGUCCGGGACACGAAGCAACGUGAGGGCGUCGUGGUGAAGGUGCACGUCGUUAGCGGUCCGAACGGCGUCGUCAAGGACGAGCGGCGCCCCGGCGGCACCCCCGUCAACAACCUCGUCCAGGAGACCCUCGAAGUCCAGCGGCCGCGCAAAACGCAGCGGGACCGGCUCAUUGCCCGACUGCAGGUCGAGUUGGAUAAGAUCGGGCCCAAGCGCGAGAAGCUCAAGGAGGAGCUCGAGAUCGUCUUCUGGCGGCAGAAGCUCCUCACUCUCGCCGGCGAGCGGUCCGAUAUGGUCGACGAGUGCGGGUGGGACCAGCGGCUUUGCUUCGACGACGACGAGUAUAUGGAGUUUGGCGCGGGUGUGCUGGAGAGCUAUGAGGAGGGUCACGCGCCGCAGCCCGUCAGUAAUGGGGACCUCGAGGAUCCGAUGCAGGUGGAUGGUCAGGCGGUAGAGGACGGGGAGUGGUGGUGUAGGGGCGAAAAGGUGUGCCCUCGGCACAGCGGGUGGCGCAAACUUCGCGCCAGUGAAUUCGACUUCGACCAGGAGCUGAAGGAGAAGACGAUGGGGGCGCUGACGACACAGGAGCGCGAGAUCCGGAAGCAACUUGAAGACGCGAUGAGCGCGCCCGAGCGGCCGCUAAUGCUCCCCAUGCUCGCUUCUACGGCGCCCAACGGACAUGCGCUCACAAAUGGAUCAAAACCGAAAGCAAACGGAGUGUCGGGGAAGAAGGGGAAGCAGAAGAAGUGA